Molecule: messenger RNA, 1596 nt
Organism: Diplodia corticola
Lineage: Eukaryota; Fungi; Ascomycota; Dothideomycetes; Botryosphaeriales; Botryosphaeriaceae
Product: deuterolysin metalloprotease
Exons: 3
Coding region: 1-1596 (531 amino acids)
Biological process (GO): proteolysis
Molecular function (GO): metalloendopeptidase activity
Source: RefSeq, a predicted model, not a curated record
AUGAGGCUCUCGUUGCAGCUGUGCUUGCUGGCGCUCCUCGCUCUAGCCACCUGCAUUCCGAACGGCUACCCUCUUAAUGUUACGCUCACUUGGACUGGAAACACGGCCAUGCAGAUGGUCAUCCAGAAUGUCGGCGAAUCCGAUCUCACCCUCGUUACCGCCGGUAGCUUCUUCGACAACCGUCCGAUUAAAAAAGUCACCAUGUACUCCGGUAAAGGCACUGCUCUAGCCUUCCAUGGCAUGAAGGUGGACCCCAAGCCAAUCACCGCCCUCGUUGCGGCCGACUUCACCGCCGUUCGCGCUGGACAGGCUUUGUCCGUCACCUUUGACGCUGCGACCAUGUACGAUCUCUCCUCAGCCGACACCUUCACUGCCGAGGCCGUUGGAGCCGUCUGGGACGCCCGUUCCGCCGACUUCAUACCUUACAACAGCAACUCGGUCGAGAUAACCGUCCACCAGCCCAAGGCCACCACUACCAAGAUGGCAGUUUUCAAUCGCGAAGCAUCUCCGUCGCUGACCCCGUAUCCUGCUAAUGCCAACAUGACGAUGCCUGCCGCGAUCCUGAACUCGCUUCCUUCCUCGUGGCCUCAAAACAAGAUUCGGGACUGCGGAGACGAUGAGCAACGAACGAUCAGGAAGGCUCUGAGCGGGUGCAAGCUGUACGCAGAUGCUGGAGCCAAUAGAAGCUUUGACGAGAUGCAACAAUCAGGCCAAUCUUACGAGAAACUAAAGCUCUACUUCAACACGGAGAUAGAGGCGGACGAUGCAGCCGUCUUCAACCGCUUCUCCGCGAUAUCCAAGGAGUGUGCAGCGAUUUUCCGCCCUGAGGUCUUCAUCAGCUGCAGUGAUUUGGACAACACUUGUCAGCAGCAUAAUGAUACUUUGGCCUACCACAUCACAUCAAGCGACGACGAGCCGGUGAUCUGCUUGUGUCCUCCCGCUUUCGAUCUUGCAGUAGCCAGUGAGACAUACAACGACAUGGACUUUGCUGGCCUCCUCCUCUCCCAGCACACUUUCUUUGACCUUGCCAGGGCGCCUUGGCACGCCGAGGACGACGAGCAAGACGUCAGUAAAGCGGCCAGACUCUCCUCUUCUAAGGCAUUGGCGAAUUCUGGCAGCUACAGAAUGUACGCGCAAAGCUCAUACUUGGACUAUAUGGCCAGUCUGGACAGCGGCAGCACCCACGGCAACCGCACCUACACCAUGCUCACCCCGGCCGACUUGAACAGUUCGGACAAUUGGAACGGUACGGACUGCGCGGAUGCCUCGGAGGACGAGAUGGACAACUGCUGGGACCCCCCGGAUUCCUGGGACGACCCGGCGUGCAAACCCGCCGACCCGAACGACCCGGAUAACCUGGACGACGACUGCUGGUACCCGAGCAUGGACAGCAGCACGGUGGCCAACGCGGCCAGCACCACGAUGAGCAGCACGGUCAGUGCCGACCCCAGCGGCAUUACCAUGAGCUUCUUUGGCCCGCCGUCCAACAUCGGCAAAUCCAGCGACUUUCCUCACACCACCGUCGACCCCCCGGCCACCACUACUGACAAUUGGUAUUGCUGGGGAGAGGAUGAUAACAAAUGCCCGUCCGGUUAG